This is a messenger RNA of Haemonchus placei, 249 nucleotides long. Lineage: Eukaryota; Metazoa; Nematoda; Chromadorea; Rhabditida; Trichostrongylidae. The record is from the annotation of a GenBank genome assembly.
AUGGACAGUGGAAUCAUGGCGUAUCUACAGUGCUUCGAAUUACUACGCGCUACACUGCAGAAGCAAAAUCCUUCCUUCGAAAUACCACAUCGUAUCAGUAAGGAUUGUCUUAUUCACGGUACAAUGGAGUAUUCAGCAAAAAUGCUUCUAAACAAGGAAGAACGCUGGACAAAAGCAAUGAAACUCUUGUUAACCAAUCUUCGUGCUGCUAUGGUGCAAAUAGCAGCACUUAAACCAAGCGGAAUGUAA